Molecule: messenger RNA, 2591 nt
Organism: Prinia subflava (tawny-flanked prinia)
Lineage: Eukaryota; Metazoa; Chordata; Aves; Passeriformes; Cisticolidae
Gene: MXRA8
Product: matrix remodeling associated 8
Exons: 11
Coding region: 933-2237 (434 amino acids)
Biological process (GO): cell adhesion; cell differentiation
Cellular component (GO): membrane; cell surface
Source: RefSeq, a predicted model, not a curated record
UGCACCAGGGGAGGCUCAGGGUGGACAUCAGGAGGAAUUUCCCCAUGGGAAGGGUUGGGAAUUGCUGCCCAGGGAGGUUUGGGGUGCCCAUCCCUGGGGGUGUCCCAGGCAGGCUCAGAGCUCUGGGCUGGGCUCUGGUCCUGGAGGGAUUUUUCCACCUCAUCCACGCUGGCAUUGAGGAGUGCCCGGGCACAGCAUGGCAGUGACUGCCAGUGGGGCAUUUCUGUGGACUCCCCCUGCCCCUGGCUGUCCCAGCACUGGUAUUUAAUAUUCCCAUGGUAUUUUUUUAAAAUUUUUUUUUCUUCACCCCAGUCUAAAGGUGUCAAACUCUGCCCUGCUCAUCCCCCAGCUCGUGUUUGCCUUGGUGGCUGCAUCUCAGGCUGCUGAUUACUCCAGGGAAAUGAAACAACAUCUGGCUGUCUUUGGAGACUGGAGCUGGAAGUAAAACCAUCUGAGGAGACCAAGAUCAAAACCCCAUUGAAGGCAGCAGAAUAAAUCCAGUCUGGAGGAGCGUCAGACAAAGGGAGGAACAGCUGGAUCGAGUAAAACGCGAGGAAAAUCGCUUCCAUCCCUAGGGGGAGGGAGAAAGAUUUGUUUUGUCAGCCCAGAGCUGUGUGGGACCAACUUCAGCCGCUGAAAAUUUUGAUGUCAGAGUCAGGGAGGGCUCAGAAAGGCCCAGAGGGAGGGGAAGGAGGAGAGGGAUCUGCAGAAAGUGCGAGGGAAGGGAAGGAGGUGCAGCGGGAGCAGAGCUGCGAGUUGGAGGAGGAGUAAUCCUGCAGAAUCUGAGCUGCUGUCCUCAGCUCUGGGGGUGUAAAUUGAUGAGGUCAUAGUGUUUUCUAGUUACAGAAAAGAAAGUUUAAGGGAAAAAAAAAAAAAAAAAAGGCCUUCAGCUUGUUUUUCAAGAGAGGAGACAACUCCGAGAGGCCGAAGAAAUGGAGCAACUUGCAAAACUCCUCCUGUGGCAGAUUUUGCUUCAGCAAAGUUCUGUGAGCUCAUACUCAGUCCCAGCCGACGCCUCCAACCCCGCCAGCGUGGUGGUGUCGGUGCUGAACGUCAGCGCGGCGCUGGGCUCGCAGGCCGUGCUGCCGUGCCGCAGCCACCGCAUGGUGUGGACGCAGGACCGCCUCAACGACCGGCAGCGCGUGGUGCACUGGGACCUGCAGGGCCACGGGGACAGCAGGAUGGAGAGGCUCUGUGACAUGUACUCGGCUGGGGACCAGCGUGUCUACAGCUCCUACAACCGAGGCAGGAUCCUCAUGCCCCAGAACGCCUUCGCCGACGGGAAUUUCUCGCUGGUGAUCAAAGGUGUUGUAGAGAGUGAUGAAGGCACCUAUUCCUGUAAUCUCCACCAUCACUACUGCCACUUGUACGAGACUGUCAAAGUCCAGCUGGUGGUCGCCAAGAGAGGCGAGGCGGCCAGCGAGUACUGGGACGGCGAGAAGCCGGUGCUGGUGGCGCCGGAGGGCAGCACGGCCACGCUGCCGUGCGUGAACCGCGGGCACGUGUGGACGGAGCGGCACAGCGAGGAGGAGCAGCAGGUGGUGCACUGGGACCGGCAGCCCCCCGGCGUGCCCCACGACCGCGCCGACCGCCUGGUGGACCUGUACGCGUCCGGAGAGCGCCGCGCCUACGGGCCGCUCUUCCUGCGGCAGAAGAUGAACGUCAGCCGCGGCGCCUUCGCCCUCGGAGACUUCUCGCUGCGCAUCUCCCGCCUGGACAGCGCCGACGAGGGCACCUACUCGUGUCACCUGCACCAUCACUACUGCGGGCUGCACGAGCGCAGGAUCUACCACGUGUCCGUGGAGCAGCCGGAGAGAGAGGGGAAGGGGGUGAACCUCACCACGCAGGGCAAGGUGCCGGCCGCGGAUCCAACCGUGGUCAGGGGCCACAAUGUCAUCAAUGUCAUCAUCCCUGAGAGCAGGAUGCACUUCUUCCAGCAGCUGGGCUACGUCCUGGCCACCCUGCUGCUCUUCCUCGUCCUCCUCAUCGUCGUUGUCCUCGUCACCCGCCGGCGCCGGCAGCGAGGUUAUGAGUACAACGUGAAGAAAUAUGGAGAGAAGGAUGUGAAUCUGAAAGAAUUUACAGUGGACGCCACAGAUCUGACCCCACACAAAAGUGAAGACAUCAGGCUGGAUUACAAAAACAACAUCCUGAAGGAGAAGGCUGAGCAGGCCAGGAGCUUCCCAGCAAAGAACAUUGAUUUAGACAAAGAUUUCAGGAAGGAAUAUUGUAAAUGAAGACACUCCCAAGCUGCUGGCUGGACCAGAAGCUUCCAUCAGAGAUAGAUAACGUGGAAGAGAGAUGGCUUUUCCUAAUUCCAUCUCCCUCCACUUCCCACAGGAAUUUUUCCACAUCCUUUCCUCCCCACACAAGGGUGCAAACGCUUCAUGAAAGAGUUAACCUGUCUCGUGUGCAUUUAUGGGGCUGGGUUGCCUUUUCUUCCUCUGUUCUCCCAAACCUCCCUUCCCCUUUCCUUUCUCCACAAUUACUGUUGGAUUUUCUGCAUCAAUGGUUUUUUAUGAGCUGAAUCAGCAGACGUUUUGCUUUGAUGUUACUGCUUUAAAUUGAAAUAAAACCACCUGCAGCACCGA